Messenger RNA from Phacochoerus africanus (Common warthog), 10714 nucleotides. RefSeq names its product mitogen-activated protein kinase kinase kinase 9 (gene MAP3K9). Gene Ontology annotation, biological process: protein phosphorylation. The record is from RefSeq and is a predicted model, not a curated record. Bases 20 to 3259 code for a protein of 1079 amino acids. Gene Ontology annotation, molecular function: JUN kinase kinase kinase activity; ATP binding; protein binding. NCBI's taxonomy places the organism in Eukaryota, Metazoa, Chordata, Mammalia, Artiodactyla, Suidae. The transcript is spliced from 11 exons.
CCUAUGGAUCGGCCGCUCCAUGGAGCCCUCCAGAGCGCUUCUCGGCUCCCUGGCGAGCGCCGCCGCUGCCGCCCCGCCGGGGGAGGAUGGAGCGGGGGCCGGGGCCGAGGAGGAAGAGGAAGAGGAGGAGGAGGCGGCAGCGGCCCCCGGAGAUCUGGGCUCCGACACGCCGAUGCCCUACUGGACGGCGGUGUUCGAGUACGAGGCGGCGGGCGAGGACGAGCUGACCCUGCGGCUGGGCGACGUGGUGGAGGUGUUGUCCAAGGACUCGCAGGUGUCCGGCGAUGAGGGCUGGUGGACCGGGCAGCUGAACCAGCGUGUGGGCAUCUUCCCCAGCAACUACGUGACCCCGCGCAGCGCUUUUUCCAGCCGUUGCCAGCCUGGCGGCGAGGACCCCAGUUGCUACUCGCCCAUUCAGUUGUUAGAGAUUGAUUUUGCGGAGCUAACCCUGGAAGAGAUUAUUGGCAUCGGAGGCUUUGGGAAGGUCUAUCGUGCUUUCUGGAUAGGGGAUGAGGUCGCCGUGAAAGCAGCCCGCCAUGACCCCGAUGAGGACAUCAGCCAGACAAUAGAGAACGUUCGCCAGGAGGCCAAGCUCUUUGCCAUGCUGAGGCACCCCAACAUCAUUGCCCUUAGAGGGGUGUGUCUGAAGGAGCCCAACCUCUGCCUGGUCAUGGAGUUUGCUCGUGGAGGGCCUUUGAAUAGAGUGUUAUCUGGGAAAAGGAUUCCUCCAGACAUCCUGGUGAACUGGGCCGUGCAAAUUGCCAGAGGGAUGAACUACUUACACGAUGAGGCAAUUGUCCCCAUCAUCCACCGCGACCUUAAAUCCAGCAACAUAUUGAUCCUCCAGAAGGUGGAGAACGGAGACCUGAGCAACAAGAUUCUGAAGAUCACUGAUUUUGGCCUGGCUCGGGAAUGGCACCGAACCACCAAGAUGAGCGCAGCAGGGACGUAUGCCUGGAUGGCACCCGAAGUCAUUCGUGCCUCCAUGUUUUCCAAAGGCAGCGACGUGUGGAGCUACGGGGUGCUGCUCUGGGAGUUGCUGACCGGUGAGGUCCCCUUCCGAGGAAUCGAUGGCUUAGCAGUCGCUUAUGGAGUGGCCAUGAACAAGCUUGCCCUUCCCAUUCCUUCCACGUGCCCAGAACCCUUUGCCAAACUCAUGGAAGAUUGCUGGAAUCCUGACCCCCAUUCGCGUCCAUCUUUCACAAAUAUCCUGGACCAGCUGACCACCAUAGAGGAGUCUGGUUUCUUUGAAAUGCCCAAGGACUCCUUCCACUGCCUGCAGGAUGACUGGAAGCAUGAGAUUCAGGAGAUGUUUGACCAACUCAGGGCCAAAGAAAAGGAGCUCCGCACCUGGGAGGAGGAGCUGACUCGGGCUGCACUGCAGCAGAAGAACCAGGAGGAGCUUCUGCGGCGCCGGGAGCAGGAGCUGGCCGAGCGGGAGAUCGACAUCCUGGAGCGGGAGCUCAACAUCAUCAUCCACCAGCUGUGCCAGGAGAAGCCCCGGGUCAAGAAGCGCAAGGGCAAGUUCAGGAAGAGCCGGCUGAAGCUCAAGGACGGAAACCGCAUCAGCCUCCCUUCCGAUUUCCAGCACAAGUUCACGGUACAAGCCUCCCCGACCAUGGAUAAAAGGAAGAGUCUGAUCAACAGCCGCUCCAGCCCACCUGCAAGCCCCACCAUCAUUCCUCGCCUUCGAGCCAUCCAGUUGACACCAGGGGAAAGCAGCAAAACCUGGGGCCGAAGCUCUGUCGUCCCGAAGGAGGAAGGGGAGGAGGAGGAGAAGAGGGCCCCCAAGAAGAAGGGACGGACGUGGGGGCCAAGCACCCUUGGUCAGAAGGAGUUUGCCUCGGGAGAUGAAGGCCUCAAGUCCCUGGUAGAUGGAUACAAACAGUGGUCGUCCAGUGCCCCCAACCUAGGGAAGGGCCCGAGGAGUAGUCCUGCCCUUCCAGGGUUCACCAGCCUUAUGGAGAUGGAGGACGAGGACAGCGAAGGCCCACGAAGUGGGGAGAGUCGUCUCCAGCAGUCGCCCAACCAGUCCUACCUCUGUAUCCCAUUCCCUCGCGGAGAGGAUGGGGAUGGCCCCUCCAGCGACGGCGUCCACGAGGAUCCCACCCCUGUCAACUCAGCCACCAGUACCCCUCAGCUGACGCCGACCAACAGCCUCAAGCGGGGCGGCCCCAACCACCGCCGCUGCGAGGUGGCCCUGCUCGGCUGUGGGGCUGUCCUUGCAGCCACAGGCCUCGGGUUUGACCUGCUGGAAGCCGGCAAGUGCCAGCUGCUGCCCCCAGAGGAGCCCGAGCCACCGGCCCGGGAAGAGAAGAAGAGGCGGGAGGGUCUCUUCCAGAGAGCCAGCCGUCCUCGUCGCAGCACCAGCCCCCCGUCCCGGAAGCUCUUCAAGAAGGAGGAGCCCCUGCUCUUGCUAGGAGACCCCUCCGCCUCCCUGACGCUGCUUUCUCUGUCGUCCAUCUCCGAGUGCAACUCCACCCGCUCCCUGCUGCGGUCCGACAGCGAUGAGAUUGUGGUGUAUGAGAUGCCCGUCAGCCCCGUGGAGGCCCCGCCCCUGAGCCCCUGCACCCACAACCCCCUGGUCAAUAUCCGAGUGGAGCGCUUCAAGCGGGAUCCGAAGCAGUCCCUGACCCCCACCCAUGUCACCCUCACGGCCCCAGCACAGCCCAGUGCUCACCGGCGGACUCCUUCGGAUGGGGCCCUCAAGCCCGUGGCCUCUCGAGACAGCAGGAGCCCCUCCAGCAACGGGCUGAGCCCCAGCGCUGGUGCAGGAAUGUUGAAAACCCCCAGCCCCAGCCGAGACCCAGGUGAAUUCCCCCGUCUCCCUGACCCCAACGUGGUCUUUCCCCCGACCCCAAGGCGCUGGAACACACAGCAGGACUCCACCUUGGAGAGACCCAAGACCCUGGAGUUUCUGCCGCGGCCACGUCCUUCUGCCAACCGGCAACGGCUAGACCCUUGGUGGUUUGUGUCCCCCAGCCAUGCCCGUAGCGCCUCCCCGGCCAACAGCUCCAGCACAGAGACGCCCAGCAACCUGGACUCCUGCUUUGCCAGCAGCAGCAGCACCGUAGAGGAGCGGCCUGGGCUGCCAGCCCUGCUCCCAUUCCAGGCGGGGCCGCUGCCCCCUGCCGAGCGGACGCUUCUGGACCUGGAUGCAGAGGGCCAGAGUCAGGAUAGCACCGUGCCGCUGUGCAGAGCUGAACUGAACACACACAGGCCUGCCCCUUAUGAGAUCCAGCAGGAGUUCUGGUCUUAGCAUGGAAAGGGUCAGGGGUGGGCAAGGGGGAAGCAGGAGGAGAUGGGGUAGCUGGCUGGCACAGCCCUUUCUCAGAGUUGGACCCCCUGAGCUCCCGCCCUACUUCUUGCACUGAUAAUGCACUUUGAAGAUGGAAGGGAUGGAAGCAGGGCCACUUCAGAGGGUCUCUUGCCUUGCAGGACCCUUCUCCCCAGGUCCCCUGGAGGGGCUGUGGCCGUCAGCUCUGGCUGUGUAGGGGAGGGAGGGGCGUGUGCAUGUCCCCCACCCUCCACAGUCUUCCUCGCCUUCAGGGUGACCCUGCAGAGUCACUCAGCCGAAUCUGUCUGCUGCUUCCCCUCCUCAGCCCCUGGGUGUGCCCUCCUGGUUAGUCCUGAGUUCAGCCUUCCCAAACACCAGGCUUGGGUGUCCUGUGAUUGAUUUUGCUCCUCUUCCACAUUCUUCCCCCAUACUCAUGGAUCAGAAUUUGAUUCGGUGCAAGACGUGAGCUUGUCUGUGUCCUGCGCCCUUUGGUACCGGCUGAGGGCAAGGUGCUCCGGCCUCGGGCACAGGAGUUGAUGGAGCUGGCACCACCUACUGCACUGUCAGGCGCCCCACUUAUGUAUUUGAGCCUCCUGGGGUGGGGUCCUGCCUCUGUGAGAACGGGGGGAGAAGCAGGAGUUAGGAAAUACAGUCGAGUGGCGUAAAGAGGGUAGCAGUCUCUCUGUCCUCGUUUCUUUUGCAAACACUUGGAGAAAGGGCAGAACCGGCACCUGUUGACGGCAUCCAUCUCCUACCUGGAGUCUAGUCGUGGUCCGAGCAGGUGGUGAUGCAAACACAUGCACCUCCCAGAAGGAGUUUCUAGGGAGACUCACUCACCGGCGCUAGUUCUGAAGCCGGAGACAAAGUUCCUGUGUUUGUCCCGUUUGUCAUCUGAUCUAAAUGAGUUCUUCUCUUCUCUUGAUCAUUCCUCCACUCUCUGGAAUCAGUGGACUUCAGGUUAUGUGUUUGAUGGGGAGAUAUUUCUGCACUGCACCAGAACAGCAGUGGGGGUGGGUCCGGGACCCUGGGAGUUGGAGCUGUGGGGAGUCCUUCCUGUCCAGUCAUUGUUCUGUGAUGCCCCCGAGGUAACUGGGAGCCCUCAGCUCCUUGUGUAGAUGGCUGUGGUGAGGUAAUGAUGUUUGUAAGGCGCUCAGUGGGCUUCCAAUGGACAGCAACCUUCAAGUCCCAACUGGGGCCUCUUGUCUCCGUGCACAGAUGGCCCCUCAUGCUGGCCUCUGGGCUGUGAGCUUUGUAGGAAGGACAAUAAGGUCAACCCCGUCUUUGCUGGAAAGUUUCCUUAACUUGAAUGUUGAGCUUCUUCUAGAGCCUUCUCACAUGUCUUCACUAUUCCUCUUACUCAGAGGCUCCUGCGUCAAGGGUGCACCGUUAUCUUUGCGUUGGAAUAACAACCUAACUGGGAGCAGAGUCCUUAAGUCAUGCUCUCCUCCCUCGAGAUGCUCUGCGUGUCCCUCCCCUGUCUCUUGUCCUGGACCACUUCUCUGCAGGCCCAGGUGCAGGUUCUGUGCGUUUGCUGCCUGGAUGCCAGGACAGGAGAGGGGCAAAGCAGGCAUGGGUGAUGGAUUUGGUCACUGUUCUCUCUGUAACUAUGACAGAAGUCCUGCCCUGGGGGUGACAGAAGGGGUGACCUUGAUUUUCAGAUUGUUUUACCUGCCCACUGACAGGCGCUUUGGUUCAAGGGCCCCACCUAGUCUUGAGGGGGGAGGCACUGUUGGUUCCAUUGCCCGGGGUACCAUUAAUGCAUCUCACCCCUCUCUGGCUCUCUCUUCACAAAGACGGUGUGUGAGAGAGUACUUUUGCCUCACGCCCACUCCUCAGCUGGGAGGGGGGAAGGUGUGAGUCUGGUCAGCAGUUCCAGCCAACCGAGUAGCUCCUCUUCAUCCUCGAUGGGAUGGUCUGUGUCCUUUCCCAGGUCUCUCCUCAGCCCCAGGCCCUUAGCCACUCUCGCAUCUGUCCACCCUUGGCCCCACUAAAUGGUCUUCUGGUGGGUGCAGCCUAGACUGUAAUCCGGCCGUGCUGGCCCUGGCAGUGCUCUGUGCUGUGGGGCAGGGAUUCCUCCUUUGUCUAUUUUCUACUUGUCAUUUUGUCAGACUGCAGCCACCCAUCUUGGGAGUGGUGUGUAACUGAUGGAGUGAGUGUAAGCUGAGUUAUGGCUGCUUGCUGUCAAGGGAGAGGUUGAACCCAGUUCUGCCGCAUCCAUCCAGCCAAGGGGACGCUGGGUCUCUGUGUGGGGCAGGGCUGCGGUGGGGUACAGAUCCCAUAUGGUCACAGGUUUGGGCUGCCUUCUAUCCACUCAGCUUCUCUUAUCCCCACAGUCAUGGGCAGGGACAGGCCUGGACACCACGGCUCAAGCCCCCGCUGCAGCAUUAUGUGGUCCCCCUCUCACAGACACAGAGUUCCUCAGACACUUUCCCACCACUCUUGGUGGGUGCUGGCUGCAUGGAAGACAGUGAUGGGAGACAGAUACUGGUCUGCCCCCUUCUCCUUGGCUCCUUCAGCUCCUACUGCAGAUUCUGCACAGAACUAUCCUCUGUUCACCCCCUUGGGAACCCAGGCCACUUCCAGGAGCUGAGUAGAUGUCCCAGGUAUCUUCGUGUGUUGUGUCUAAGAGGCUGUGACCGAUGCUCUUAGCUUCACAUUCUUUAGCGUCCCAAGGCUCUGGUGGUGGGGGUUGGGGGUGUGGAUCUGGAUGACUCGGGAGUGCUAACCUUUCCUCCUGACCUUUACAAGGUCACAUCAUUUUCCUUCUGCAUUUAAUAUACUUGCUGGUGGAGAAGGGGACGUGCUUCAAGACAAAGAUUCAAAUGAAGGGAAGGGAAAAGCUGCUUGGACCGAUUGCUGAGUCAGACAUCAAGCUCUGAGAUCUGAACAAGUCGGCUCUCUUCUCCAUUCUGCUUUUGCCAUCUGACCUCAGGUUUGUCUCUUAGUCCUUCUCAAAUUUCCUUCUGGUAAAAGCCACCAUCACCUGCUUCCCUCCCAAGGACAAGAAAGUGUGUAUCAGAGCAGGUUCGUGAAGCCGAUGGCUCCCUGCCAGCGACGGGGACGGAACUGCUGAGGUUGACAGUGUAGUUCUUACCACCUUUGCCCCAAGGGGACUUUCGAACUCUAGCUUCUGGAAGAGGAGUGAUUUGGAGUUGGCUGAUGCGACAAAUGGGGCCCCUGGUCAGGCACAUGCUCUUCUCCUGCAUUUAUGUAGCACCUGGUGUUUAAGCAUCCUUCCUGAUUCCCCCCAUUUAACUGGUCAGGCUGGUCAUCCCUACCAUUAGUGUCUUACAGAGGAGGAAAUGGGAGAUGGGGAGCUGAAGGCAGCCUCAGAAUGACAGUUCCAAAUCUCAUGUCUUGGAGUCAUUCCGAGAGUCUGACUUGUUUAGGGACUGGAGUCAGGCAGGUUCCUGGAAGGAUCUUUGGGAAAGGGUCUGCUGGCCCUCAGGACCCAUGUCAUGGUGUGGGUUCCUCACCAGGCCCUCAGACCACAGUUGCUUAGACAUACAGGACACUUCAGGGCAUCAUGGCCUGAGCUGGUGUCAAUGCCCUUGCUCCAUAGCCCCAUUGGAGGCUCCUCCCCCACGAAGAGGGAGGCCACCCCAGAGUAUUCCUAACUCUGCAAGCUCACUUUGAACAAAGCACGGAAGUGCGGGUACUGAAGACUGGGUGGCUGCGAGUGGUGCACUUCAGGAUUGAAAUGUCCAUGAGGUACCUCCCCACCCCGUGAAUGCAGAACCUGACCUUUCCUGCAAGCGUUUCGUUAAGCCUGUGCCUUUGAUUCAGAUGUCCGAGGGCCCCGUCGGGCAGGUCAGACACACUAUUGCCUCUUAAAGAAUUUUGGCGAAGAAGCAGGUGCUGCCACUUCAGUAGUGCUAGGCUUUUCCUGAGGGCUCUGCCAGAGAUGGCGGACCCGGGUCAAGGGGAGGUUGUAAGUGAACCUGGGAGGUGGGAGCAGCAGGAGUCUGGUCAUCUGAGCUGCCUGCCUGCUAGUGGUAUGACAUUGCACAGGUGUCUCCCCCUCUCUGGACCUCUGAGCCCAGCUGUGAACCAAGGCAUGAAGCUUCUCCAACUUGAAAACGUGGUCCUGGGUCCCUUAUCCAGCACUGAUAAGCCUCCCCUUGCUAGGUUGCUUCCCUUUGUAGAGAACUCUGUGUGUGCGUGCAUGUGUGUGUUUGUGUGUGUAUGUGUGUGUGGUUGGAGGUCACAACAGUCGAGUAUUGGCAGUUCUGUGUUGGCUGGACCCACUGGACCACCUGCCACUCUGCUGCCUUCAGGCCUGGGAAGACUUCUUGUCCAGCUACAGCUACGCUGAGGAACACAUUCCCACGUGUCACUUUUGGUUCAGGCAGAUCACAGUUUUCUUAGGUCAGAAAUUCAAAAGUGACUAAAAAUCCACAUCAGAAGGGAAACCCACUGCUGCUUCCCAGGAGGCCUCAGUCCCUGGCUUCUCCCUGGCCUUACCGCCUGGGUAGGAGCCACCCCCAGGCACUGGCGUUGGAAGACAGGAGGCAGAAACUGGAGUCCUGGCUGAGGGAGGCUAAUUACCAGGGCUUGGGCUUCUGGUUGGCUGUGCCAGGUGAGCCUCUCCUCCGCUUCUCAGACUUUUCCAUCUGUCCUGAUGCGCUAUUGACAGGCCCCUCCUCUUCCUUUGACCAUUUCGGGUCUUGGGCCCUGGGAGUGCCCUGGCCUCCCUGGGCUGCUCCUUGAUCUGGAGCCAGUAGGACUGGUCCUUCCUGAUUCUUCCUGGCUGUGUUCCCUGCAUCCUCUGCCCGUGGCCUUGCUUUGGGUCUUUUGCUCAUGACUACAGCCAGAAAUAGAGAAGAGCCUUGGGGCCCAACUGGUCACGGAGCCAGGAGCUUUUCUCCUCCUCUCUUCGUUUCUCUUGGAAACAGACUUUCCGCUGACCCGUCCUUCCUCCUGACGGGUCUGACCCACCCUCCCUUUAAACACCCACAGCCUAGUUUUACCAGGCUGAUUGGCAAGCAUGGACCUGGCAAUUGCAUUGGUAUCUCGGGCCAGAAAGUCAGAGUACAUCCAAUCCCAGAGGUUCAGGGACAGGCCCUUCUUACUGGGAUGUGUGGAGUGGACAUCCAGGAAAUCCGAAGCCAGAGGUCAGACUGGCUCAUCAAGAGGGGUCCCGGGGAGUGGUGCGCCCAUGGGUAUGAUGGCCUUGCUCUGCGCUUGCUAAACUCCAAGACUGAGUUUCAGAAGCAAUAUGUUGUCCAUGUUCCUAAAAUCCUUCCUACCCAGGUACCUGCUUUGGCAGAUCCUGACUUUCUUUAAAAUUUUGAUACUGUGGUCACCAUCAGGUUUUUUUCAUUAAUUUUAAUUUUUAAAAGUAUUGCACUGAAACGUGAUGUGUCCCCAUAACAGGGUUUUUGGUGCCCUCUUACAGUUUACAUCCAAGGCAAGUGCCAUCCUCAUCUUAUCCUAGUCUCAGCCCUGCCUGGCCCUCACCUGGAUCUGUGAGCAAGCUCAGGCAGAAUUGUCAAGUAGGUUUUAGGUUUUUUUUUUCCAGUUGCCCUUCUUCCCUUCAGGUCCUGAGUUCGGUGGUAUCUCUCUGGAAGUGUCUGUGUUCAGUUAGGAAUGUGUUCCCUUAACAGUGAAACACCUGGGGCCGCUUUCAACCUUGGACUUUGUUGCAGGGUUGCAAGGGUGACUUUUCCUUGAUGGCCCCCAGCUUCCUUUCAGCCUCUCUGAAACCCUAAGGCCAGGUACACGUGUGUAUGUGUCUUAAGAGAAAAGGAAGUGAUUACGUGGAGAGGAUUCUUUCUCCCCUGAGACCCCUUUGGGACCUCUUGGAGUUUGCAGAGAUGUGAAUGAAUCAUUCUUCCUCCCAGGUUGAGCAAGAACGGAGGGGGACAGGGGCGUUUUCCCUCCGCUGCAUCCCUAGCACUGUGCCUGGUCCACAGUGACCUUCGGAAUGCCAGCCGUCCCACCACCUCCACCAGUAAGGUUUUCAUUACCAUUAUUCUCUGUCAUCUUUAUUCUCCUCGUCAUUUAUCUUUCCCUCCAGUUCUGGAAGCCAUGCUGGCUGUGGCUCUUUUCUUCAUCACUGUUAGAAUGAGGCAUGGGUUUAUCCUGGCCUGGAUAUGGGGACUAACAAUAUAUUAUGUGAAACCAUUAUAUUUCUUCUAGGCAGAAGAGAUUUAUAUUUUUUCUCUUUUUUGGAACUCAACAAUAAUCCUAGGGGGUGGGGCAUAAGGUAUUACCUCCAUCUAGGAUGUGGAAACCAAGGCUCAGAUAGUUAUGUUACAUGCCUAAGAUCACGUGGCUAGGAAGCCGUGGUGCUGCUCUCCUUGGUUCCAGAGCCAUCUCUCUUUUGCUUCCAAGCAUGUUUUAGACCACGGUUUAGAAACUCUGGGAGAAAAUCCGCCUGGCUUAGGUGUGCUGAGGCUCUGAGAUGGCUCUUUGUCCAAGGAGUUGUCCUGCGGCUAACCCAUCAUCUGCCUUCAUGACCAGAGACACCCAGCGGGACCUGCAACCUCCCUGGAGCUCAGCCGCGCCCCCUCUGCUUCUGGCUGCUCCCUCCACCAUUUCCUCUCCACGAUUGUUCAGGGACCGUUCCACAUUGGGGUUGAACGUGUGGAUCCUCUGGCUCUCCUCCAAGGACCACUGAAGCCCCGUGGGCCUCUCUCCGGUUUCCAGCCCACCCUUGCCCCGUUACUGCUCUUUGCUGCAGCUUCAACCCAGUCUCUCCCAGCCUCUUGAGUUUGGAAGCCUUAGUGUGGCUCCUCAUGAAAACUUGAAAUCAGGCUUUUGCCUUUUUAUUGUAUCAAAACAAACAAACAAAAAAACCAUGCCCUUGGUACCCAGUUGUAGCCAAGAAGGGAGGUGAUGAACUUGACAACUUUCUCCUAAUCUCCCCCACUACCCAUCCUGAACACACACAUGAACAUAUGCUCACGCUCACAGGCAUGCUCACACACUCACCCAGGUUUAGUCUGAGACUGUGUCUGUAUCUCCUAGAGGAUUAAGGAAAGGAGCUGGAGAUGGGUUUUAUUUAAUUCACAGAAAAGCUUUCUUUGGGAUUCUCCUCCCCAUUGGAGCCUCUGGGUCCCGGUAAAGUGGAAGUUCACCUACACGUUGGUUUUGUUCCUCCUACUUUGCAUCUCUAGGCCUUCCCCGCUCUGGCGUCUUGUCCAUGUGUGCUCACCCUGUGUCCUUGAAUGCCCAUUUUGCUUUGGGAUUUAAGUUAUUGUAAUUUGUCAACAAUAUUUAAAAAUAGAAAAGUCCUGAAGGAAAUGUAUCAGGUUCUUUUCUUUGGCUUUUUUUUUUUUUUUUUUCCAAGGUACUGUAAAUUGUUAACUAGGGUUGCCAAGCAGGCUUGGUUCAAUGGCUAAACCUCUUAGCGUAUUACAGUGUCAUGCUGAUCUCAGCCUGGUCUCACCACCAGAACACACACAGACUUGAAUAAAACUGUUAUAACAAUGA